This is a messenger RNA of Soboliphyme baturini, 1419 nucleotides long. NCBI's taxonomy places the organism in Eukaryota, Metazoa, Nematoda, Enoplea, Dioctophymatida, Soboliphymatidae. The record is from the annotation of a GenBank genome assembly.
AUUCAACGACAAAAUGGGAAAGUGUUCUGCUAACGAUGUGUCGACGAAUCAAUGUUUUGGCGGAUCAGCAAGACUCGCUACUGCUGUUCGAACGAUUCGUCAGCAGGAUAGGAACGUGCUGCUUUUGGAUGCUGGCGACCAGUUCCAGGGAACGCUGUGGUAUGCGAUUCUGAAGUACCGCCCCGCGGCUGAAGUGAUGACCGAGCUGAAGUAUGAUGCCAUGGCAUUCGGCAACCACGACAGCAACGUAAAUUCCACCGGCAGUGCUCUUGACGGAUCAUACGUUGAUACCCUGAUUCUGAACUACGACACAAAGAAGGUGGGCAUUAUCGGCUACACUACGACCUCAACACCUCAGAUUUCGAAGCCGGGAUCAGAAAUUACUUUCCUGGACGAAAUAAGCAGCUUGCAGCAGGCCGUAUCAAAGCUACAAGCGAACGGUGUAGAUAUCAUCAUCGCGCUUGGUCACUCCGGCAUUUCCAAGGAUAGAGAGAUAUGCCAAAAAGUUUCUGACGUGGACAUCGUAGUUGGAGGGCACACCAAUACUUUUCUAUACACCGGCGAAGUACCGUCGAAAGAAGUACCUGAAGGUUCCUACCCUGAGGUGUACACAAAUAGUAAAAAACGGUGUUUGGUAGUAACUGAUUUUGCCUUUGGGAAAUAUCUCGGAUACCUACGUGUUUCUUUCGAUGGCAAUGGCUCAGCUUGCAGGCUGAGGGAGUGCAAUCUGGGCAACAUGGUGAUUGACGCAGCGGUGUAUGCUUACGUGUCAAAGUUCAGCAGCAGAUCUAACAGCAGUUACUGGACGGAAAGCGCCGUUGGAAUCAUGAACGGUGGCGGGGUCAGAGAAUUGGAGAAAGAUGCCGGACAGAACAUUACCUUGGAAGAUCUGUACAGCGUUCUGCCAUUUGGAAAUACAUUCAACCUGAUAAAACUCAUGGGAAGCACGAUACGAGCUGUUUUCGAACACUCAGUGAAUCAGUACAGCGAAACUGAAACUCAUGGUAAGUUCCUGCAGGUGUCUGGAAUAAGAGUGGUGUACGAUCUCAGUAAACCAAACGGCAGAAGAGUGAAACUGCUGUCCCUGCUUUGUAGCAACUGUACACUACCAAAAUACGAACAGCUGGUCGACAAUGCAACAUACAGCAUUAUUGUUCCUUCGUAUUUGAAAAAUGGCGGCGAUGGCUACGACAUGAUCAAAAAAUACAUGCUAUACACUGACUUAUCAGAUAACAGUGACAUAGAAGUUGUCAUGCAGUACCUGAAAGUUCACAAUCCAUUCAUGACUGGUGUCGAAGGCCGCAUAUCGUUUGUUGGCGAAUCAGAGUACAAACAAUUUUGCAAUUUUGGAUCACGAGCUCUAUCGUCUUUUCGACUGUUUAGUAUCAUUCUGUGUAUAUAUGUUUUACGAGCAUGAUG